CAAUAAUCUAUUGAGUAUGGAAGCAUUGUACCAUCAAACGAAUCGCAUUUUGCAAGAAAUAGAAAAAAAUUUCCAGAAGCUGGUGCAAACUAGUGGAGCUCCCGAAAAUUAUGAUGUAGAAAAUGAAAUACAAAUGAGAAUCACGCAAGUUAACUCGAAUUGUGAUCGUUUAGAUGUUUUACUUUAUAAAAUACCCGCGUCGCAGCGGCAAAAUGCAAAAAUGCGUGUCGAUCAGCUUAAGUAUGAUGUCAUGCACCUGCAAAGCUCUCUUCAGUUAUUUAGGGAAAAGCGCCAAAAAAGGGAAGCGGAAUUGUCGGAGAGGGAACAGUUAUUGAGUCACAGAUUUACGGCAAAUAAUAAUGAAACAUGCCUAGACAUUGACUAUGCUCUGCAGCAUAAUAAUCAGUUGGACAAUGUUCAUCGUGGUGUUGACGAAAUGUUAUCAAGUGGCGGUAAUAUAUUAAGCAGUCUGGUUAAUCAACGUAGUACACUGAAAGGAGCUCAAAAACGCAUAAUGAUUAUUGGCAGUACGUUGGGUUUAUCUAAUCACACCAUGAAAUUAAUUGAAAGACGUAUUGUCGAAGAUAAAUAUGUGAUGGUUGGUGGCAUGAUUAUAACACUGAUGGUCAUAUGCCUGGUCGUCUAUUUUAUUGUAUUAUAGUUGUUAAAUU
Molecule: messenger RNA, 671 nt
Organism: Glossina fuscipes
Lineage: Eukaryota; Metazoa; Arthropoda; Insecta; Diptera; Glossinidae
Gene: Membrin
Product: probable Golgi SNAP receptor complex member 2
Exons: 2
Coding region: 17-661 (214 amino acids)
Biological process (GO): vesicle fusion; vesicle-mediated transport
Cellular component (GO): endoplasmic reticulum membrane; ER to Golgi transport vesicle membrane; SNARE complex
Molecular function (GO): SNARE binding; SNAP receptor activity
Source: RefSeq, a predicted model, not a curated record